Messenger RNA from Soboliphyme baturini, 960 nucleotides. The record is from the annotation of a GenBank genome assembly. NCBI's taxonomy places the organism in Eukaryota, Metazoa, Nematoda, Enoplea, Dioctophymatida, Soboliphymatidae.
CAUGUGCUGAUCCUUCGCGACAUCUCACAACCUGUUAUAAAACGCUACCCAAAUAUCAGCAGCCUGAUGGACGCCGGCUACAUGACAAAAGAGGAGCUGCGGCUGUUCGAUACGCUUAGCACCGGCCUAAACUAUCACAUACACAACUUCUGGAUUCCUUGGCAGUGGACGUGUACGCUGGCUUACAUGUGCCGCAAGGAGGGCCGGGUGGACAGCGACGCAAUCCUGUGUAAAAUCUUCGACGCAAUCGUGAACUACCGUGACAAUCUGUCCCAGCUCGUCGAAUAUGAUUGGAUCAGCGUGCCGUUGGUGUAUACGCAGGUAGUAACGAUAGCGGUGUAUAGCUAUUUCGUAGCUUCACUCAUGGGGCGCCAGUACUUGGAUCCAAAGAAGAACUAUAAGGGCUACGAAAUUGAUUUGUACUUUCCGUUUAUCACCGUCGUUGAGUUCUUCUUCUACAUGGGCUGGUUGAAGGUUGCCGAAUCCAUCAUUAACCCGCUGGGAACGGACGAUGAAGAUUUCGACACUCUGAAAAUUAUUGACAGAAAUUUCGAGGUACUUUUUGAAGAACUACAUUUGCGAAGUUUUCCAGUUAUUAACAUAUUCAAGCAUGCCAACUUAAGCUCAUCUUGUUUUUCGAAAACUUGCUCGAAACAUUUUGUUGCGAACGUGAUCGUUGACCAGAACAGCAUGCGGAUGCCGGUGCUAAAGGAAAAAUUCUACGAUUUGGUCUCAGAUACUGCUUUAAACCUGUCAGAACUAUCCGAGGAGAUGUUGAAGUCUUGCUCCGUGACAAACGAAAUCUUGAUUAAGUACGAUGGAUCAGGAAUUAAAGUGAAGUGCGAAUCGAAUGAGGUCAAGUCUGCCGAUUCACCGCAUGAAAAAGAACCUGUGGAAGAAGCCGACGAAGAACCUGAUUCGGUUAUGAUAAUGGAACACAAAGACUCGGUUAAAUUAUGA